Messenger RNA from Podospora bellae-mahoneyi, 1636 nucleotides. RefSeq lists its product as uncharacterized. Bases 1424 to 1636 code for a protein of 70 amino acids. The record is from RefSeq and is a predicted model, not a curated record. The transcript has 4 exons. NCBI's taxonomy places the organism in Eukaryota, Fungi, Ascomycota, Sordariomycetes, Sordariales, Podosporaceae.
UCGAGAUCUGAGCUGCCAGUUGUGGCUGGAGUUGAUCGCCGACCUCCAAAAAUUCCCACCAAGUUUUGAACCGUAUUUCGAAUUUGCGUACCUUGGGGAGAUUACGGAUGAAAAACCACCCCGCUGGUUCGUCCCCAUCUCAUUAGCGUCAGCACAAAUUGAUCUGACGAAGAUUCUCCAGACCAAAGCUUUGGUACGGAUGUCGACCCGUCCCUCGCAGCUUCAACCACCUACUUUCCAGAGGAAGCAGGUGGGUGAUAGUGGCUGCAGGACUGGAAUAUCUGAGCAGCCAUUGUAUCGAACAUCGAGACCCUCUCUCGACCGCAGCAAAGUCUGUCAUUUUUGUAUCCAACACUUGUUUUUUUUCGGCUGGCUGGACCUUUUGUGAAGUAGGCGGCAGCUUGCCCCUCACCUAUUGCCGUUGCUUUUGUAACAGGACCCUUUGAAAAUAGGUCCAGCCGUCUGAUUGAGGCCUCGAUGAAUCUGCAGAGGCCUCAGGAUAUCCCUCGAAGACAGACCUUUCUACGUUCAAGCAUAGUGUUAUUGUCCCUCUUCCGUUUGCCUUCUCUGGUCUCACAUAGUCACUGAACCCAAAAUAACAGCUUCGUCCUAACCAAUGAAUAGCAACUAGCAUAAUGCAGUUGGACGUUGAUAGUUCUGGGCAAACAGGGCAUUCCUUGACAGCUCUGUCUUGCAGCUUCAGUGGCGGACUAGACGCAACGGCCACAUAUGACAGCUUGGCUCGCUCUUUUGAUUCUAGCCUAGGUGAUCUAUCGUAUGCUUACAAAAAGCUCACUUUGGCGAUCUUUCGGCUGGUCGAGGUCUGGUUUUUGGACUACCAGAUUCAGAACUUUCCAGAGUCUAUUGGCCCAGUCUCUCUCGCUUCCUCGCUUUCUGUUUGCUCUGAGGAGCCUUUUGGGUAUCAGCUCCUUGUCUUACCCGAUCAACUUACCUGGGAAAUAGAAGGGCACUCUACCUAGCUAUUCAGGCAAGAUUCCCAAGCUACCAUAUAUAUUUGUAAGCGUCUGUGGUGAUAUUUCGCUUCAGGUACCUUCUUGAUGGCAACGGAUGAUAUAACAGACAUGGCUACGCAAGACGCAAGGCCGGAAGGUCAUGGGUAGUGUAUAUGUUCUAUAGGCCAACAGAUGUAAAGGUGGCCGAAUCAAGGAUACAAACUCCCGGCUCGAUUCAGUGGAAAGGGAUUUCAAUCUGUCUGUGGUCCGCCGACCAGCAUCCGGGCCGGAGCCGGGGCCGAGAACGGCAAUUGGCGAUUGACGUCACCACCACCCCGCAUGCCCCGCCCCCCGCCGCCCGCCGCAAAGUCUAUCUGCACGAGACCGACUGAUAUUUGUAGAUUGGGAGCCGUAGAAUAUUACAUGAAAUACCGUACUAUCACUUCGGCUGUGGGAUUUGGCGACUUGGUAUGGUUGAAAUGGUUGUUAGCACAAUAGAAAGCUCGCCGGCAGAUCCGGUGGGGUUAGGUGGCUUGAAUAUCAAAACUCUCUGGUUCCGCCCCGAAGAGUCCGGACUUAACAUGUGUGACAGCUGCGCGGGGCAGGGAGGGGGGCAUGCCGAAGGCAAGCGGACACCGGCGAGCUCAGUCAAUCAUAAAGCAAACUUCCUUCUCCCGCCAUAG